AUGACCCACCACAACACACACGGAGGUCUCAAGUUCCCUUGGCCGUUUGGUUGGCCUCUUCCAGAUGGGAAUCCCGAUGCCAACGAAGGGGAUCAAGGAGGACAUUCACCUCUUUCCCUUCCUGCUCCUGCUCCACCGCCACCACCGCCACCAGAAUUCAAUCACAAGGUCAUGGAAAUAGGAACAAAGAGAAGGCAACUCCAAUCCCAAUCCCAAUCCCAAUCCCAAUGGAUCGAUAUUUUGCAUAAACUCAUUCCCAUUCGAUCACAUAUCUCGAAAAGAACCAGAGCUGACAUGUUGAUACUUUGA
Kwoniella shivajii is the source of this 309-nucleotide messenger RNA. RefSeq lists its product as uncharacterized. Lineage: Eukaryota; Fungi; Basidiomycota; Tremellomycetes; Tremellales; Cryptococcaceae. The transcript has a single exon. The coding region runs from base 1 to 309 and encodes 102 amino acids. The record is from RefSeq and is a predicted model, not a curated record.